AUGUCGGAAAAGAAAGGAGAGUCAUUGUAGGACUAAAUGAAAAGCCUUUAAGGAGAAAUCAAUAAGUUGCAUUAAGAAAUAGAUUCAAAGAAGAGAGAAAUUACAAAAUUAAAAAAUGACAAUACUUUGAGAUUAGAAAAAAUAAAUUGGGUGUAAGUAUAGGAGAAGGUAAGAAAAAUGUAGAGAGAAAAAAAGGUGCUUGAGUUGAAUGAUUAAACUUUAAGUGUAGGUCAUACAACCGCUAAGCAUUCAACUACUACGAAAGAAGUCUAACCCCAGACAGAGGCAUAAAAACCUCCCUAGUAAGAGAUUUAAUUAGAGAAAAUGCAAAUGCUAGAAUUUUUUAACUAGUAUUUGGAUCAAACAAACAAAUAGAUGGUUAAAUUUUAAACAAAUAGAAAAAAAAAUGGGGAAAAAGACGAAUAUAUCAAUCCAUAUCCCACAAUUAAUAUCAAAUAAACAAUUGAAGGUAUAGAAUAAGGUGAAAGUUCAUCAUUUAGGUUAGAUUAAGAAACAACAUUCUAAAAUCUAAAAGAACUGGCAUUCUACUAUUUGAAUUUGGCUCCAUAUUUAAGAAAAUUUGAUGAAAAGGAUAGUGAAAUUAUGGAUGAUUUAGAGCUAACAGAUGAAAAUCAUUCUAGAAUAGAAUUAAAAGAGAAAGUUAUUGAUUUUUUUACAAAUAGGGGUGUCUCAAAUAUUUCUUAGAUUACGCUACUACUAUAAAAAAAAAAAACUGUGAAGCCAGCAUUGAAUAGCUUAUAGAUAGACAGUAUCAAAAUUAAUGGUGGUAAUAAAGCUGCCAGCUAUUCAGGGGCAUUUACAGUUCAUAAAAAUAGAAUAAAAGCCAUUGAUACAUAUAAUCUAUUUUUUUAAAAGUUUCCAGGAUUAAAAUACUACAUAAGUGAAUUACAAAUUUAAAAAGAGUUCCAGGAGCAAUAGAGAGAAUUUGAAAAAAACAAUGUUGAUAAGGCAUCAGAGUAGAAGUUUGAAUUAGAUGAUAUGAAUUGUCUUAUCUUGAGUUCCAUCAUAGUCAUCUUAAUAUUAACUUUACUUAGCUAUACAGCUUAUUUAAGUCCUUAAUUUGUAAAUCUAAAUUUCACCUUCAUUAAUAAUUUAAUUGGAAUAGGUUCAAAUGGAGAAUAUACUAAAAUAACUACAAUCCCUGAAUUUUAUUAUUAUAUGGAAAACUUUCUUGGGGGAACCAUGUAUAAUUCUGAUAAGGGAGACAAUCCAUUUCGUUCUAAUUAUGAAAUGAUAGGAGGCAUUUAAUUGAGAAUACUUAGAAGUGAUUUGUAUGAAUGCCACAAAUAUGUUAAUGAGUUACAAAAAUAUAGUUGUUUUGAUGUUGUCUAUGAUUCUAGUAAAGCAAAUAAAUCAGACUAUAAAAAUUAUACUUAUUAGACAGCAGAAGAACUAGGAAUCAAAUACUUCCAAAAAGGGAAUUUGACUACUUACACUGAUGGAGGAUAUGUGGUAGAAUUUAAUAGGGAUAUCACUACAGAAGCCUUUUUAGAAAAGAUAAACAAUUUAAGAAGAGAAUAAUUUUUAGAUGCGGCUACGGCUGCUAUCUUCAUUAAUUUUGUAAUUUACAAUCCUAGUAUCAAUUUAUGGAUUUAAGUUAAUUUUUUAUUAGAAAGAAAUGCUCAAAAUAAAUUAACGCCUUACCGAGCAGAAUUAACUGGAUUUAUACCAAAUUUAUAUUAUGGAGAGGAUGGUGAACGUUUAUUUUAGAUUGAUAUAACUAAAUUGAUUAUGGCUUGCAUUUUGUUAGCUUUUGUUGCAUAUAGAUUUUAUAGGAUUAAAAUAAAUACAGGUAAAUUAGGGCCUGCAUUUUUAUAUAUAACAAUGGAAAUCGGAUUUUUCAAUUGUGGAGUUGGAAUUUUAACUAUAAUCUCUGUGGCUAUGUCAUUGUAAUAGUCUUUGUAAGGAUAGGAUCCUUAGGAACUAGUAAAUAAAGCAGAAUUUGUGCAUUUGGAAUUGGAGGCAGAUUUAUAUAAAAAGGCAGAACUAUUUUUAACAAUCAGCAUAAUGUUUUUGUUUUUAAGGCUAUCUUAUAUAUUAAAAUUGAAUGAUAGAGUGGCAAUCAUCUUUUUAACUUAUAGUAAAAGUUUUAAGGAAUUACUUCCAUUUUUGGCUAUAGAGUUUCCUUUAUUUUUGGGAUUUGUUAUGGUCUUUUAAAUUAUUUAUGGAAAUGUAUUUCCUUAAUAUUCCUCAUUUACCUUAGCAAUUGCCAGUUAAUUAACUAUGCAUUAGAUAUAAGGGUAAUUAAAUAUCACACAAUUUGUAAACUAUUCUCCGAUAGUUUCAAUGAUUGUAAUUCUGUUCUACUAUUUCUUUAUGUUAUUCUUCAUUAUUUCAUUAUUUUAAGCAAUCUUGAUAGAAUGCUUUAGAAUUGUUAUUAUGAAGAAUGGAUAUCCCUAAGAUAAAGAAUAAGGACUGUCUAUAGGAGACUUGUUUAGUUGGAUGUUUUCUUGGACAAAGCUAUUUGCCGGUAAAAAGAAUGCUUCACAAGAGAAACAAAAUUUGAAGUAGCAAGACAAGCCUCCUGCGGAUUAAGAAGAAAAGUAGGGAAUAAAUUCUGCUACAGAAAAUUGA
This is a messenger RNA of Paramecium tetraurelia, 2595 nucleotides long. RefSeq lists its product as uncharacterized. Lineage: Eukaryota; Ciliophora; Oligohymenophorea; Peniculida; Parameciidae. The transcript is spliced from 4 exons. Gene Ontology annotation, cellular component: membrane. Gene Ontology annotation, molecular function: calcium ion binding. The record is from RefSeq and is a predicted model, not a curated record.